Felis catus (domestic cat) is the source of this 8527-nucleotide messenger RNA. RefSeq names its product cytoplasmic polyadenylation element binding protein 3 (gene CPEB3). Lineage: Eukaryota; Metazoa; Chordata; Mammalia; Carnivora; Felidae. The record is from RefSeq and is a predicted model, not a curated record. Gene Ontology annotation, cellular component: nucleus; cytoplasm; neuron projection. The transcript is spliced from 12 exons. Gene Ontology annotation, biological process: negative regulation of cytoplasmic translation. Gene Ontology annotation, molecular function: ribosome binding; translation factor activity, RNA binding; mRNA 3'-UTR binding. The coding region runs from base 794 to 2938 and encodes 714 amino acids.
CUCAAAUACAAAGAAAUCUUGGUGGAUGUCAAAAAUUUGUGACUGAAACCUAUUUUUACCUGAUCUCCAUGGUUAAUAUCACAUUUAUAAAGGUAUUUUUCAUUCUGUAAUAUUAAAAUGUUUCUUUUUAAGGAUGGUCAGAUUUUAAGCAUUUAUCUUUUCCUAGUAGUCUCCCCUUCCCUUGCCCUCUCCAUCCCAAUCUCUUUUCUUCGGAUAGGGUUCCUAUUGCUGGCUACCCAGUUAUCACCAUGCUAAUACCAUUUAAGGUAGCUCUGAUGGAUUCAUUUAUUUUGAGUCCUUCAAUUCAGUUUCUCUUUUAACCUGGCUUCCUAAAUCAAGUUGACAAACCAAUUUAUUUUUCUCCCUUUUCAUUUCAACAAUUUGUGAUUCGGGUUGGUAGGAAAAUGUAACGUAAUCCGAACACAACCUCUUCCCCUUGGAAUCAGUAUUUUCGAGGCUUCCUCCUUUCCUUGGCGGAACGUGCUUAAGUCAGGCAGAGUACCUAGUGAAGGACUUCAGCCCCCACAGUUCCCUGUGCGCGCAUGCCCUCUCCUCUUACAGUUGUCAAAGUGCUUUUGCCAGAGCGGUCACAUAAUCAACCUGAAAGAAGAAAAUAAAUACUGUACACUUUUUAAUUUUAUCGAUCCUUAAAAACUGGACACUCAAAGGGUGAACGCUCUGAGUUCCGGUGAAGGGAAAAGAGACGUGGCGAAAUUGCUGUCUUUCUGUCUUAUAAGCACAUCUCUCACUAAUACAGAAAAGGAACCAAGACAUCAGAAAGGCUGCGCAAACCAUGCAGGAUGAUUUACUGAUGGACAAAAGCAAAACCCAGCCCCAGCCCCAGCAGCAGCGGCAGCAGCAGCAGCAGCAGCCCCAGCCCGAACCCAGCGCAGCCGAAGCCCCGUCCACGCCCCUCUCCUCAGAGACCCCCAAGCCGGAGGACAGUAGCGCAGUGCCGGCCCUCAGUCCCGCCGCGGCCCCGCCGGCCCCCAACGGUCCUGACAAGAUGCAGAUGGAAUCGCCGCUCCUGCCGGGCUUGAGUUUCCACCAGCCCCCUCAGCAGCCGCCGCCGCCGCAGGAGCCCGCGGCGCCGGGCGCGUCGCUGUCGCCGUCCUUCGGCAGCACCUGGUCCACGGGCACCACGAACGCGGUGGAGGACAGCUUCUUCCAGGGGAUCACCCCAGUCAACGGGACCAUGCUCUUCCAGAACUUCCCGCACCACGUCAACCCAGUCUUCGGAGGCACUUUCUCUCCGCAGAUCGGCCUGGCGCAGACCCAGCACCACCAGCAGCCGCCGCCGCCGGCGCCGCAGCCCGCGCAACCCGCGCAGCCCCCGCAGGCACAACCCCCGCAGCAGCGCCGCUCGCCCGCCAGCCCCAGCCAGGCGCCCUACACGCAGAGGAGUGCUGCCGCGGCGUACGGCCACCAGCCCAUCAUGACCAGCAAGCCGUCCUCGUCCUCGGCUGCGGUAGCCGCCGCGGCCGCAGCCGCCGCUUCGUCCGCCUCGUCCAGCUGGAACACGCACCAGAGUGUGAACGCCGCCUGGAGCGCGCCAUCCAACCCGUGGGGCGGCCUGCCGGCUGGCCGGGACCCUCGCCGGGCGGUCGGCGUGGGCGUGGGCGUGGGUGUCGGGGUGCCCUCACCGCUCAACCCCAUCUCGCCGCUCAAAAAGCCCUUCUCCAGCAAUGUGAUCGCGCCGCCCAAGUUCCCCCGCGCGGCCCCGCUCACCUCCAAGUCCUGGAUGGAGGAUAACGCUUUCCGGACGGAUAAUGGUAACAAUCUGUUGCCAUUUCAGGACCGGAGUAGGCCCUAUGACACUUUUAACUUGCACUCGUUGGAGAACUCCUUAAUGGAUAUGAUAAGGACUGAUCAUGAGCCUCUGAAAGGUAAACACUACCCUCCCAGUGGCCCACCAAUGAGUUUCGCUGAUAUAAUGUGGAGGAAUCAUUUUGCAGGACGCAUGGGAAUAAAUUUCCAUCAUCCAGGAACAGAUAAUAUUAUGGCACUUAACACCAGGAGCUAUGGGCGGAGACGAGGUCGGUCUUCUCUCUUUCCCUUUGAAGAUGCCUUCCUGGAUGACAGUCAUGGCGAUCAAUCCUUGUCAUCUGGCUUAAGUUCUCCCACUCGCUGUCAAAAUGGAGAACGAGUAGAACGUUACUCCAGAAAGGUGUUUGUUGGAGGCCUUCCUCCUGAUAUCGAUGAAGAUGAGAUCACUGCCAGCUUUCGCAGGUUUGGACCUCUCGUUGUAGACUGGCCUCACAAAGCUGAAAGCAAGUCGUAUUUUCCUCCUAAAGGCUAUGCCUUUCUGCUGUUCCAGGAGGAGAGCUCAGUGCAAGCGUUGAUAGAUGCCUGCCUGGAAGAAGACGGGAAACUGUACCUGUGUGUGUCAAGCCCCACCAUCAAGGAUAAGCCAGUGCAAAUUCGACCAUGGAACCUAAGUGACAGUGACUUUGUAAUGGAUGGUUCUCAGCCUUUGGACCCCAGAAAAACUAUCUUUGUUGGGGGAGUUCCACGACCCCUUCGAGCUGUUGAAUUGGCAAUGAUCAUGGACCGUUUGUAUGGUGGUGUCUGCUAUGCUGGCAUCGAUACGGACCCAGAGCUGAAGUACCCCAAAGGUGCUGGCCGCGUGGCGUUCUCCAAUCAGCAGAGUUACAUUGCAGCCAUCAGCGCUCGCUUUGUGCAGCUCCAACACAAUGACAUUGACAAACGGGUGGAAGUGAAGCCAUAUGUGCUGGAUGAUCAGAUGUGUGAUGAGUGCCAGGGCACGCGCUGUGGUGGGAAGUUUGCCCCGUUCUUCUGUGCCAACGUCACCUGUCUGCAGUAUUACUGCGAAUACUGCUGGGCGAGCAUACACUCCCGCGCCGGGCGGGAGUUCCACAAACCGCUGGUGAAGGAGGGAGGCGACCGCCCUCGGCACGUCCCGUUCCGCUGGAGCUGAGCCCAGGGCAGACCCAGCCACAAGUACUGGAGUAGAUAACAAGGAGGGAAAAGAGAGGGCACUGCCUCAGGGCUUACAGUGUUCUGGAAAUCUGUGCAUUCGUUCUCGAUUUUUAAAGAAGAAAUGGGUCUUUUUAUUAUUACUAUUAUUUACAGUCAUAUUACUGAACUCAGUGUCCAGUAUAAUGCAGAAUUGCAGAGUGUAUAACGGUACUGAUUUGCACUUUGAUUCACACCUUUGUCUGCUUGGUACCUUAAUUUCUCACCCCUGAUUUGUCACUCGUAGACUGCCAUUCUCAUCAGCGGCCAUCAGGUUGAUGUCUGUGAUUUUUUUUUUUUUUUUUUUUUGCUGUUGUACGUUGUUGUUGUUGUUGUUGUUGUGUUGUUGUUGUUGUUGUUGUUCCAAUUGUUUUUGAACUGGAGCAUGCACUUAUUUUCAGAAACUUAGAGAGUCGCCCCUAGGAGAAGACUUACCAAAGGCAAUACUCGUGAGUAGGUGGCAGAUGUAGCAAAAACUUCACAACAAUUCAGCAAUCAUUAGUUGGGGUCAUUUAGAGUAAGGGUAACCCUUCAUGAAAAUAGGCCUUUAGUUUUCUAUUUUGACAUGUAAGGAUACCUCAUAAGCUGAAUCUUUAUUUUUCCUUCAUGUUUGAUUUUGUUUUGCUGAGGAUUUUGGUUAGAUCUUUUAGUGUUAUGUAAAUUUAUGCUGCAAUAGCUUUUGCUGCUAUUAAGAUGGUAUUAUUAAUACCAUAAUACUCUCUUCAGGCUAAGGUAUCAAUUUAAAAAAACCCAACAACACACUUCUGUGAUUUAGGGAUAGAAUCAGCUGCCGAAAGGAGAUCAGAAUAGACUACAGAAAGCUUCAACGGAAGGUCACUAUUUCUGACUGCAUGUUUACUUAAUCAGGUUGCUGCAUGCAAUAAAUUUUAUAUCCAAUGUCUAGUAUAAAACCUUCCCACAAUGCACAAAUUAAGAAUCUAUAUAAGCUAUAAAAUACUGAUUUUUUUAAAAGUUUUUUUUCACUCAAAGAAUUGGUAAUUGACUGGAGGAAGGCAUGCCUCAAUAAAUGGAAUGCUUCUGAACUAGGAAGAGCCCAUAACAGAAUGACCUAUAUUACAACCAAUAUAAAACCUAGGUGUAGGAUAUCUUAAAGCAAAUUUGUGGACGGUAGAUGAAGUACUUUGCGGUGCUCUGUUAUAUAUUGUGCAAUUUAUUUUAUAUAGUAAAGUGAUUAUGUCUAACUGUGAUCAAACUUAACUGUUUAAAGCCUCUGUGUCAGACAUUAACGAACUUGACAGUUCAUAACUGGUAUAUUAUUAACUAACACAUGAGCUCUUAGUUACAACCUCCUAGUGCUUGCACCAUUUUACAUAGCUUCAGACCUUGUCCAGAAAACCAAAGAGCUCAUCUUAGCUUACAAACACUAGGAAUAUAUACAGUAUAUAGAGAUAAGUUGUCAGAUUGACAAGCUAGGCACAUUUUAAGAAAGUUGCGUGAUGGCGAUGCUAAAGAAAUGUCUAUCCACAAUAAGACGGCCUGGGCAGGGCUGGUUGUCUGGGUGAGAAAGUAACUACUUAAUUCCCUGGAUUUAUCCUGUAAAGCUUGAAUAGAACUAAGGCCUGCUAGUACUACCGUGGACAUUUUUUUAGCCUUCACUCUUGGGCUGCAGAUAGUAAUAUAUAAACACACACAAUGAUUGUGAGACUAUGUAAAAUCUUUUUUCUUUCUUCUUUUUUCUUUUUUUUUUUUUUUUUAAUCUUCUUCCUAUGUUUUAGAGUUCUGGGGACAAUCUGACUGGAUAUGACACUGCAGAAUAGAUUUAAGUCGCUGUGUUUUUAUGUGCUGUGAUGUCCUUGUCCUGUCUCUUAAGUUAAUAUGGCUUGUUUUUGUUUUGUUUUGUUUCUCCAGUGUUUAGUUGCAAUUACCAGCUUUCAAGCUAUAGUUUGUUUUCAAAAAGGAAAAACAAAAUAGUUUUUUACUGGAUUAAAAGUGCUUAUUAGAAUUCUCCCCUUUUGAAGUUACCUCUGGGCUUUUUGGUAAUAAUUGCUUUUUUCCAGCCCAGCUGUGGUUUUCUGUUUGUUUGUUUUGUUGUUUUUUUUUUUCUAUGUUUGUGGUUUUUUUUCAUCUGUACAAGAAAUUUUGUUAUGCACUACUACUUUUUGUAUUCUAGACAGUUUUCAAAAGUUGGCUGAAGAUUUUUUUGUUUGUUUGUUUUUAAGGAAAAAGGCAUGCUUUCUGACUGACAUGAUCUUUUGCAAUACCUCAAUUUUGAAAUAUAGGAAAGAAAAUGAUAUUUUCUAAGUAAGUUUAUUCAGAAAAAUAUAUAUUAAUUUAAUUCUGCAAGAAAAAUGAUUUAACAGAUGGUAACUUUAUUUUUUUCAUGCUUAUUUGUGUUUUUUGAAAAUGAAGAAGUUAGAGCUUUAUAACUAUAAUAUUAAAGAUCAUAUCUAACCUACAGAAAUCUACCUAAUUAUGUGAAAGAAGCAAAACUUUUUGAAGAAGCACCCCUCUUUCAUGUACUAAAACAACACUGAGAUUUAAAAAAAAAAAAAAAAAGCUGGAAGCUUGUACAGCGGGAAGCUGACGGGAAGGUGAGAACCAUGGUCACCAAGAAUAGGUUACAAAGAAUAAACUCCCUUUGGUGCUGAAAGUUUGUGGAUAGAUGGUGGAAACUACUUUCCCUUCAUUUGUAUAUUUAUAAUCAAGCGUUGAUUGUGCACGACUGACCAGGAUUGUGAAAGAGUUCUUCUGUUUGUAUUUUUUUAAAGAGAACUUUUUUAGUUUAUUAAAUUAUAACAUGUUCCCUUUUGUUUUGUAAAUAAAUGUGCCCCCCAAGUUGUUAAUGUUAUAUUAAAAGAGAGGGUCCUUCAAAAAAAAUUAUUUUUUAAAACACAGAGGUGUUCUGACCUGCAACUUGACUGGGAAGCCCCUGGGUAUCACAGGUCCUGUUGUGGCCUUUCCUUGACGUGACACUUGAACUAGUCGAUUUUUUGAAGGCUAUAACCUAACCUCGACUAUUUGUUGUUAUGUGCAAUACUGUUUGUACUGUUUGUAUAAAAAAUAGAAAAAAAAAGAAAAGAAAAAAGGCAUAAAUCUUUAUUGCAGAUUUAUUUUCAUUGCAAACUUUAGACAUUGUGAUUCACUGAAAUCAUUUUUCUACUGUCAAAUAUGUACCUUUUCUUCAUGCUGGUAUUUUUUCAAUAGUAAUGUAGCCUUUGUACUGAGACAAAUUUUCAUUGUUAUUUUUAGAAAGAUUUUUUGCUAAGAAAAAAAUUAAACAUAUUUACAUAUUUUUCAUUUUAUUUCGUAUUUUCUUUAAGGAGUGCUUUCUCAAUCAUUAAUAGAGUUGUUUCUGGGAGGGACUUUCAUAUCUGGUCAAUGUCAUAAUAUUAUUUUGUAUUUUUACUUGGAAUAAAUUAAUUUUAUGAUGCUAAUUCUUUAAAAGUUUAUUUUUUUCAUUUUCAGUUAUUUUUGAAGCUAAAACCUUUGUAAUAUUGUUACUAAAGUGUCUAGUUUUUUGAAAUGCAAAGCUUUAUGUAUUAACUUGCUGAUGUGGUUUACAAUAGUGUGACAACGAUGAACAUGGUUGGUUAUGUAAAGUGAUUGGAAAAUGUAACGGAUAAUUGGGUAAUAAAAUGACAGAAUGAGCAGAACAUGUGAGAUUUUGACAAGCCUUUUCCUUUAUUCCAGUGGUUUAGUGUAAGACUAGGGAUGUCACAGUACAGUUCUCUAGGGAUGUCACAGUGGAUUUAUACAACACCAGGUGCAGUCAGAUCUGGGGCCCUGAUAAUGGAGUCACCCCCACCGAAACACCACCAGGUUGAAAACCCGGCUAGGUCAACAGAAUGAUUCAUUGUUUUUCCCCUCUAACUCUUCAUUGUGUCCUGUGUGCGUGCGUGCGUGCGUGUGUGUGUAUGAAUGAGAGAGAGAGAGAGAGAGAGAUCGGCCACCAACUGCUGUCCCUGUGUGAGACGGUGCCUUCUGCCCAGGCAUUUACAGUGGUGACGACUGAAGGGGGAGGAAGCCGCAGAGAGGGCGCCACCUUCUGUGUAGUUAGACUUGGAUGGCGGGGUCUUCCCUGACCUCCCUCCCUGGCCGGUGCCGGCAGCGUGCUGAGGAGGCACACUCGGACGUCACCACUGUCUAUGGCCGGUCUCAGACUUCGUCUUCCUCCACCACCCCACCUGCCCCCUGUGAUGGUGCCCCUUGUUUGUCCCUUACCAUGGCAACAUCCGGCCACUCCGAGCAUGAUCUCUCUGCCCUCCCGCUUCUUUUCCACCACCCACCUCUCCUUGAAGCUGUGCUGCUGAGGCAGCGUGUCAUUGUCACGGCACCUAAAAUUAAAACACGCUAAAAAAGUUCUACAACUGCAAAACUGGUGUUGCGUAAACAGAACAUUCAAUGACUUGCUCUAGACGGAUGGUGUGUUUCUACUAGUCCUUGAUGGCCUCUUCGGGCUCCGUUGCCACGGAGGCGAGGUUAUCAAGAACUUGGAGAAACGUGUGUCCAGAGUUGGCUCUUGGGUAUGCUCUAUGUAUUCAGUUUUGUAAAUAAUAUAUAGAUUAGAUCAAGUUGUGAUGUUAAAUUUUAACUCAAAUUGGGUACUACUGGUCGGAAUUUUACAUUAACUACAAAUAAGUGAUUAGGAACAGAAGAAAAUUGGAAAAUUCUUGCUUAGUGGUAUAAAGAUUAUGCUUAGAUUUCUGCCUAUUUCUUGUGUUUUAUAGCUUGUUAGUGAGGCAUGGGCUAAUGCAGAGUGUACUGCAUUUAUGCAAUUAGCAAAUAACUGCUAGUUUUCAUUUUAUCUAUUAUAUUAGCAACAAAAUGGCAUUUAACUGGGUAAAGCUCCUACCUAAAUAUUGAGUAUUGUGACAUCUCUACUUGCAAGGUUUGAAUGAAAGAUUAGUCACAGAUUAGUGAAAAAAAAAGUAUCUUUUUGUUAAAACUGGCUUAUUUGUAUGGAUUGUUGCCUUUUCACCGGUUUGUAUGGUAUGUCAGCUAACAUUUUCUGUUGUUGUUUUUUUUUUAUAAUAACCAAACUUCUCUAUCUCAGCUGCAAUAGUGUUCCAUUUUACCACAGAGUAUUUUAUAAUUAAUGCUGUUGACUUUAUACCCCAAAAUGGGUCAAGAAGUGGAUAUGUGAUUUGGGGACGUUUAAAUUUGUAUGAUGGAAUUAAUGGCAACAAGUAGAAAACUCGGGUGCUAAUACAGGAUAACUUCUGCUCUUUUUCUUUUCUGGAUAUAGUUCUGUUGGGGUAUAAAGUAUUAGGUAUUUGUAUUUUUGCUGUCAAAACAAUGGACAUAACUUUUAGAGUGUUCACAGCUAAGAUCUCUGUAUUUGUUUUUCAACUAACAACUAAUUUUAAAUGUAUUGUAUCUUUUAUUACCUGUUCUCUUAGAUUGUUUUUGCUAGUAACCCUUACUCAGCUUCCGCCUUUGGGGCUUGGACUAAUAUUGCUUGUAUGGAACUGCAGUACUGUGACUACACACGGAGCUCAAUGCAGCUAUUGCUUACAACUGCUUAAACUUUGUAGUUUGGACUUCAUUUUUUUCUGUAAUAACAACUUAUUAAAUAUAGUUGUAUGAAGUA